Molecule: messenger RNA, 917 nt
Organism: Chilo suppressalis (striped riceborer)
Lineage: Eukaryota; Metazoa; Arthropoda; Insecta; Lepidoptera; Crambidae
Source: the annotation of a GenBank genome assembly
CCACUGUAGACACCAACCAAGUCGAUUCGUUCACAUAAUCUGAGCAGUUUGAAGUGAAAAUAAUAAAAAAAAAAUUUAAUUCGAUUCAUUUUUUCAUAGAUUUUAAUUUUAACAUAGCUAAAAUGUUCAUGCAGUACUGUUACAUGAAAUAUGUAUCACCAAUGCGAUCAAACAUUAUCUGGAGCUCCGCAUUUAGGAGAGCAGUCCAUAACACGACCCCAACCCUUUACGGCGAUGAAGCCUCCCCUCCCGUGCGAUUCGUGAUGAUGACCGCCUCUCUGCUCGGAGUACAGCUGCAAUUUCAUAAAAUCGAUUUGUUUUCUGGUAAAAACAAAACUGCUGAUUAUACAAAGAUAAACCGUUUGCAAAAGGUUCCUGCUCUUGCGGUAGGAGAUGAAGUUAUAUGUGACAGCCAUGCCAUCGCCCUGUACUUAUGCCACCAAAGUGGGUCCCAAGAUUUGUACCCAGAAGACUCCUUAUUACGCGCAAGAGUGGAUCAGAUGAUGUUUUUCAACUCUGGUUCCCUGUUCCCAGUCGAUAGUUGUGUAUUUACGGACUACUUCGCUCAUAAAUGGCCAGUGGAAAAGAAAAUAAUAGAUCAAUGGCAUCAUCUCUUAGACCUUUUGAAUUAUCAACUCGGCAAAUAUUUAUGGCUUGCUGGAGAUAAGAUGACGUUAUGUGAUCUUUGUUGCGCAACAACUGUGAGUUCCUUACAAAUUCUGGUACCAGUAACGGAACGCCAUGAUAAAGUGCUCAAGUGGUUGAACAACAUGCAACAAUUACCCUGUUACUCAAUCAAUACUCGUGGUAUUCAACGUUUAAAAAGUUUUGUUGAUAGUAUCCAAAAACAUUAGAUCGUAUUUUUAAAACGACGUAGAUAUAGACGAUGAUUAUGCUUUAUGUAUAUUGAAGGCGAC